AUGGCAUCCUAUCAGCAAAUGUUGCACACUACACUCUGCAUCCACUUCCUCAUACUUGUUUUGGCAGAAGGCGCCACGAGAGUGUACUAUCUGGGUAUCUGUGAAGUGGAAUGGAACUAUGCUCCCUUGGGGAAGAACACAGUCACGGGACAAAACAUCACAAAUGACCUGGUAGCCUCUAGAUUCCUCCAGCCUGCCAAGGACAGAAUAGGCAGCGUCUACAGGAAAUCUGUCUAUAAGCAAUACUCCGAUUCCACGUACACGUCAGAAGUACCCAAACCUGACUGGCUCGGAUUCCUUGGGCCCAUCAUAAGAGCUGAAGUCAGUGACACCAUCAUCGUACACCUGAAAAACUUUGCCAGGCGGCCAUUCACCAUCCAUCCACAUGGCGUCUUCUAUAAGAAGGACUCAGAAGGGUCUCUGUAUCCUGAUAUGUCAUCACAGGACCUUAGGAAGGACGAUGCCAUCCCACCAGGGGGGAGCCACAUGUAUACUUGGACCAUUCCUGAGGCCCAUGGCCCAACGGCUGAUGAUCCAGGUUGUUUGACAUGGAUCUAUCAUUCGCACAUCAAUGCGCCAAAGGAUAUUGCCACGGGCUUAAUUGGGCCCUUGCUGAUAUGUAGAGAAGGAACUCUGAAAAACCUUUCUCAAAACCGCCGCGACAUGGAUCUUGAUUUCUUUCUGAUGAUCAGUGUGAUUGAUGAGAACGAAAGCUGGCACCUGGGUGAAAACAUUGCCUCAUUUUGCAGUGAGCCAGGCACUGUGGAUGAAGAGGACGAGGCCUUCAAGGAGAGCAACAAGAUGCAUGCAAUUAAUGGUUACAUAUUUGGAAACCUCCCCGAGAUGACCAUGUGUGCUGGGGAUCAUGUGUCAUGGCAUCUCUUUGGGAUGGGCAGUGAGACCGAUGUCCACACCGCCUUCUUCCAUGGACAGACCCUCAUUGUCCGGGGCCACAGGAGUGAUGUGGUCAGCCUCUUCCCAGCAACAUUUGUGGCAGCUGAAAUGAUCCCUCACAACAUUGGCAAAUGGCUGCUGAGCUGUGAGGUCCAUGAUCAUCUACAAGCGGGGAUGGAGGCUCUCUACACAGUGAAGAACUGCUCCUAUCAAAACCCAGAGCUUGCCCUGCAAGGGAAACUUCGGCAAUAUUACAUAGCAGCCAAAGAAGUCCAGUGGAAUUAUGGACCUUCGGGACUAGACCAGAGCACUGGGAAAAGCCUGCAGGAGCAAAACAGUUUCGCAGAGCAGUAUUUUAAGCAGAGUUCCGUUUGGAUUGGGGGGACAUACUGGAAAGCCAAAUAUAUUGAAUAUACGGAUGGAACUUUUCGGGUGGAGAAAGAGCAGAUGGAAGAAGAGAAACAUCUUGGGAUACUUGGACCAGUGAUCAAAGCCGAAGUGGGAGAUACCAUCCAGGUUACAUUUGCAAACAAAGCCUCCUGGCCAUUCAGUAUUCAGCCGCAUGGUGUGUUUUACGGGAAGGAGUGGGAAGGAACUCCGUACCAGGAUGGUUUGUCCAGGAACGGAGCUGUUGUGAAGCCUCAGGGGAACUUCACGUAUUGCUGGGUGGUACCGCAGCAUGUUGGUCCCACAGACACAGACCCUCCUUGCUUGACAUGGAUGUACUCUUCUGCCGUGGACCCCACCAGAGAUGCCAAUUCUGGCUUGGUAGGCCCCUUGCUCAUCUGUAGGCCUGGGACCCUCAAUGAAAGAAACCAUCAGAAAGGUGUUGAUAAGGAGUUUUAUCUCUUGUUUGGAGUGUUUAAUGAAAACCUAAGCUGGUAUCUGGAUGCAAAUUUGAAAUAUCUGAAAUAUUCCUUGAGGAAAGAUGAUGCAUUUGAAGAACAAGUCUUCAAGGAGUCCAACAGGAUGCACGCCAUAAAUGGAUUCAUGUUCAGUAAUUUGCCCCUCCUGAAUGUAUGCAAGGGAGAAACUGUUUCCUGGCAUGUCUUGGGCCUUGGGAGUGAAGCUGAUGUCCAUCAUGUAGCCUUCCAGGGAAAUACAGUCUUGAUGAAUGGGAUGAGGCAAAGUGGAGCCAAUCUCUUCCCUCACACCUUCGCCACCGCCCUUAUGCAACCUGAUAAUGAAGGAAUGUUUGAGGUGUACUGUCAGACUAGCAACCACUACCAGUCUGGGAUGAGGGGACGUUACUCAGUUCAGCAAUGUGGGAAGAAGGUGCCCAAGUUUCAUGGCCAAUGGUAUGAGCGGGUGAGGACCUUCUACAUCAUGGCAGAGGAGGUGGAGUGGGACUAUGCAGAAGAUCGUCACUGGGUGCUGGCAAGGCACAAUGGCUCAGAGGAGGAAAGCUAUGCCAAAGUAUUUCUCAGCCAUGAGAAUGGACUCCUUGGCUCCAGGUACAAGAAAGCUGUUUACAGGGAAUACACGGAUGGGACCUUCAGGACCCCAAAGAACAGGAGCAAUGGCGAGGAGCAUCUAGGGAUACUGGGUCCCUUUCUUUGGGCAGAAGUGGGAGAUGUCCUCAACAUCGUCUUUAGGAACAAUGCUUCACGGCCCUUUUCCAUUCAUGCCCACGGAGUAAUGGAAAAGCACAACAGCAACUCAGAAGCCGCAAUGCCGGGUGAAAUUAUAACAUAUCGGUGGAAUGUUCCUGAAAGAUCUGGUCCAGGACCAAAUGAUUCUGCUUGUGCAGCUUGGAUUUACUACUCCAGAGUAGACCCUGUAAAGGAUAUGUUUAGUGGCCUCCUCGGCCCCCUGAAGGUCUGCCGUAAAGGAACACUGGAUUUUGAUGGGAGAAGGAAAGGUGUAAGCAAGGAGUUUGCACUCCUCUUCUUAAUUUUUGAUGAAAACCAAUCCUGGUACCUGGAGGAGAAUGUGAAAAAAUACUCCAAAGGGGAUUGGAACCAUUCCCAUCGCCAGGAUGAAGAAUUUGUAGAAAGCAACAAAAUGCACGCCAUCAAUGGUAAGCUGUAUGCAAACCUGCCUGGGCUGAUGAUGUAUGAAGGAGACUGGGUGAACUGGUAUCUAAUGGGAAUGGGCCAGGAGAUUGAUGUGCAUACGAUUCACUUCCACGCUGAGACGUUUGUAUACCGGAAUGGCAAGAGUUACAGAGCAGAUGUGGUGGACCUCUUCCCUGGGACCUUUGAAAUGGUGGAGAUGCUGGUUGGCAACCCUGGCACAUGGCUGCUUCACUGCCACGUGGCUGACCACAUCCAUGCUGGCAUGGAGACGCUUUUCACAAUCUUGCCCAGGCCAGGCCCAGCUAGGUCAAAUGCAAGCAACCCUGCCACUUCCAAAUCUCCUGAAGAGAAAGACUUUCCCCAUCACAUCCUUUUGUUUGGCUCAGAACUGGUGCCUGGGCAAGUAGAAGCCACAAUUAUUAUUCUUGCAGUCACUGGGAUUGUGCUAUUCUUCAUCACCGUUGUCCUUCUGGGUGUUAUUGUUUAUCUUCAGAGGCAGAAAAGGCUUAGACGCAACAGGCGCUCCAUACUGGAUGAAGGUUUCAAGCUUAUGUCUACAAAAAAACAGGACCUUUAGAAGGGAGUGGAGCUCUUUAUGACCAUUCACAGGGGGAAAUAUCCCAAAAUAUCUUUUUUU
This is a messenger RNA of Elgaria multicarinata webbii, 3549 nucleotides long. It is a transcript of the gene HEPH, whose product is annotated as hephaestin. The record is from RefSeq and is a predicted model, not a curated record. The coding region runs from base 1 to 3489 and encodes 1162 amino acids. Gene Ontology annotation, cellular component: plasma membrane. Gene Ontology annotation, molecular function: copper ion binding; signaling receptor activity; oxidoreductase activity. NCBI's taxonomy places the organism in Eukaryota, Metazoa, Chordata, Lepidosauria, Squamata, Anguidae. The transcript has 20 exons.